Caenorhabditis remanei is the source of this 1167-nucleotide messenger RNA. RefSeq lists its product as uncharacterized. The transcript has 5 exons. The record is from RefSeq and is a predicted model, not a curated record. Bases 1 to 1167 code for a protein of 388 amino acids. Lineage: Eukaryota; Metazoa; Nematoda; Chromadorea; Rhabditida; Rhabditidae.
AUGGCACUCGGAAAAGAAAUUCCCCCUACCUGGCACAAUCUUCUUCGAGCAAUAUGUUUGGAGAAGUACACGCUCUCAUCGGCUCACAGAAUCAUACUGUCAAUGUUUCCGACUGUAACACUGGAAGAAGUGCAAGCAUUCCAUGCAAUUGAACAUCAAUCUGAAGCACAGCAGAAUGGCUCAAAUCUUCCACACAGCACGUCACAACAACCGACGUUGAAAACUGGUUCAGAAAUCGACUCUACAGAACAGGAAACAAAAAAAUACUCGUGUUCUCUUCUUAACGUCCCCGAAGUACCUAUGAAACAAAUUCUCUCAGGCAUUAACUAUACAGAUCAAAAACAUCUUCGUCGCACAUGUAAAGUUGUUCAACCGUUUCUCGAUGAACAAGUAAACGUUCAUGAAACGAUUGGGCUACACUUGAUUCUCGAUGAUGUUAAAAGAUGUUUUAAAGGAGCGAGAGCCAACGGAGAAAGGGAACCAAAGAAAAGAAAAUUGGAGUCAGAUGAACAGUACCCUUGGAUUGACGAAGCAGUGGAACUUUUUCAGAGAUCAAUCAACAAGCCGAAUUUAAAAGUUAAAAGUGUUUAUAUCACACACGAACUGUCAAAAGAAGAGCCAACAGAAGACCAAAGAAAAUACUUCUAUCAAAGAAUUCAAGAGGUUUUCCAAAAAAUGAAGACAAAACUUAAUGCGGAACGUGUCGAGCUGACUGUGGAAAGUCCAGAUUUUCUCCUCUCUAUUCUGACAAAGCUCCAAGAAGGAACUUUGACAGAAUUAACUUUCAACCAAUACCCAGAGUUAAUGCCAGUCUUUGAUAUGAAAGACAUUGUGGUUCUUCCUCAAUGGUCUGGAUUGCGAUAUUUGAAUACUCAUGCUAAACUCCGUGCUCGUGUAGCUGAUUUCAAACAUAUCCCUUUUGUAAUCGCUAGUUUUGAAGCUAUCACUAUAGAUGAAAUCAAAGAUCUGAGAAAUCACACAUUCAACGACCAAAAAUUCAGGUGGUUUUCACUUUCUGCUGAUUUCAACAAAGAAGAAGUAGAAGAUGCGAUGCAGCCAUUCACGUUGGUAAAAAGCGGAAAAUACAUAGAAGGACGAUUUUUGCGAGCUGACAAUAAAUCUCUUGAUUUCUUCUUGUGGGAUAAUCAAAUUAGAAUUACUGUUUAA